AUGGCGAUGCCCCCGGCCGCCGUGCCCCCCGCGCGCGCCCGGGAGCCGCCGGGGCCCCGUGCCGCCUCCGCCAGCGCCGCCUCCGCCAGCGCCGCCGCGCCGCUCGGCCUCGGCCUGCAGCAGCUGUCGGCGCUGCGGCCCGAGCCGGGGGAGGUCCCGCUGCACUCGCCCUGGACCUUCUGGCUCGACAGAUCCCUCCCUGGUGCCACAGCAGCUGAGUGUGCAUCAAAUCUGAAGAAAAUCUACACAGUACAAACAGUACAGAUAUUCUGGAGUGUGUACAAUAACAUCCCUCCUGUGACUAGCCUGCCUUUGAGAUGUAGUUAUCAUUUAAUGAGAGGAGAGAGGCGACCACUUUGGGAAGAGGAGAGUAAUGCCAAGGGUGGCGUAUGGAAGAUGAAAGUCCCCAAGGACAGCACGUCCACAGUUUGGAAAGAGUUGUUGUUAGCGACAAUCGGGGAACAGUUCACAGACUGUGCCGCUGCAGAUGACGAAGUAAUAGGAGUCAGCGUCAGCGUUCGGGACCGGGAGGAUGUCGUCCAAGUCUGGAAUGUAAAUGCCUCUUUAGUGGGUGAAGCCACUGUGCUAGAAAAGAUCUAUGAACUUCUGCCCCACAUAUCUUUUAAAGCCGUAUUUUAUAAACCCCAUGAAGAGCAUCAUGCUUUUGAAGGUGGACGUGGAAAACACUAAUUGCACACUCUGUAAAGAAUUCUUUGUCCUUUGCUGAUUGGUUUUGGAAACGGUCUUAACAGGAGGGAGAGUGAAGAGAAGACUUGCCGAAGCCCGAUGCUGGUCCAUUUAGAGUGGGUUUCUGUCCUUGCAGAUGGGGCAAUUAGGGCUCAAAGUGGCAGGUGGGGUGGGGGUGGGGGGCUGUGUGGGUUUCUACCGUCACAUUACUUGCUUUUUUUUUUUUUUUUUUUUUUGGCUUUCUAAAUUCUCUGUUCUUUCCACUCUGGGUUUUAUUAUUUUUUUUUUUGUCCUUUUAAAUUUCCUUAUUCAGUCUAAUUAUUGUUUUCUACACUCCCCUUUCAUUGAGGCACAAGAAAUCGGUUUCCCUUUAAGUAGCUCUGCUGUACCUAGUUAAUGAGAAUAUGCCUAAUCGUGACAAUACUGCUUUUGAAAACCACAGUGUACUUGCAGGAAUACUAGCUUGGUGAAACCUGUCUUGAUUAUUUGUUGUGACACAUUCCUACACACUGUGCACUGGGCAUUGUUUUUUUCUGUCCCAGGGAAAAGAAAAACCAUACUUAUUCUGAUUUUGCACUGACAGCACACACAUCUUUUAUUUUUCCUUUUUUAAACUUUUUUUUUUAGCGAUAAAAGGAAAAUAAUAGUUGGGUUGCCUAACAUGAAAACUAUAAUCACGGUUGAACAUCAGGAUAUAAAUCAAACUCUAGGUCUUCACAACCUCUAUGGAAGUAUUUCUAACCAGAAUUUCAACUUGGCCUUUUCAAAGGAUAGGCGUAGAGUGGUAGCAAAGGAUUUUUCCUGGUAGGAAACCUUGUAUUUCUGAUUGGAAGAGGGAGUGAUAUUUUAAUUGUUUGAAUUAAAGCUGCUUCUGAAUUUUGGGGUUGUGUGCCCACUGAGGGCUUUCCACAUCCUCUCGAACACACUUUGUUAGAUUUUCCCUUUUUCCUGCUCACACAGUAUGUCAUUUCCAAUAAUCAAUAGCCCUCCUGCCUGGGCAGCUCUCCCCUGCCUUUUUCAUUUAGGAGCAUCAAGGUAAACCUCAUUUCCAGGAUCAAUGUGAACAUUGACAAAGUGGAACUUUUGAGUGCAUUCUGUUGAUGCUAAUUUUUUGGAAUUGUUAAUAUAUGUUGCAUUAUGUUACCAAAGAAAUAUUGGUUUUAGUAGAAGGAAAUGGCCACCCUCUAAAACACUGAGACUUUUUCAAAAUGUGUUCAUUUCCCUCUCUUGACUCUGCCAAGCUUCCUACUGCUUUUACCUGAAAAAGGCAGGGCCACUUGAAGACACUUCCUCCUGCUGGCUUUUUUCUGAAACCAGGGAGCUAGUGCACGCUUAUAUAUUUCACAAAAGGGCCCAGUGCUCAGAACUUCGUUGUACCCAGGGUUUUUAAUCCCUCUUGCAGUAUUGACCAGCAGAGAGAAAUGGGGUCACUUUAAGCCUCCAACCUGCAUUUGUAAAUAAAAUUUUCCAUUUGAACAUCCUAAAAAGACUUUCAGCAAUCUCUUUAUGAAAGUUGUGCCAUUCACUUGCAUUACUAACCACAUCAACCAUAAUCUCAAGGAUUGUAGUUUUAAAAAAAACUCCUUCAUUUCUAAAUGAGUUUCUUCAGUGAUUUCAGAAUGAGGCUAUAAGGGUAUGAGACCCAUUUUUCAAAAGCCUGGAACUUGCUUCUCUAAACAUUGUACUAACAUCCAACUUAUUUUUAAAUUAUUCAUCAAGGAUUUUUUAAAAAUUAUUCUGAACAUGAAUUUAAAUUCUUUUUUUAUAAUAUAAGUAUUUUUCUGAUAGAUUAGAAAAAAAAGAAUAAUUGACCUAUCUUUGUUUUAAUUGUCAUAUAUUUCCAUAAGUAAAUGGAUUUUGAAGUAUUUUAUUUUUUUGAACUUUAUUUAAAGCAUUGUGAUGACAUGUUCAGCUUCUGCAUGUAUGUAGCCUUUGAAGAAAAAAAAUAAAUAGGAAUGCUAGGCUCACAUUAACGUUUUUGAGUUUCUGUUGUUUGUGAUCAUGGCACACGGCUUUACGCACAAAGUAGGUUUUUACCCCAGAGAACUUCUGCACCAAUUUCUGACCCUGCGGAAAAUACCAACUGUGAGAAGGACUUAAUUUGCCAAAUGUUAAGAACCUAUUAUCUAAAUUACUUUAAGAGUGGAUUUUGUCAGAUUUUGCUUUGGAAAUUGUUUUAAUUGAAUAUUUAGUUCCUAAUAGACUUUGUAUGAACUAAGCUGAUUUAAUCAGUCUAAAAACCUCUCAUUACCUUCUUGGAUUAAAGAAGCUAAUACUCUUUUAAGAUACAAGGAAAUAUCUUGUGGGGCAUGUGACUUUUGUUUAGGGCCGUGUACCCAUGCUGGGGAAGGUGGCAACUUGCAGUAGGAUCCUGAUUUUUCAGUCCAGUCCUUGCAGGGGCAUGCAGCCUGUCCUCUCUACAGAGAGCCAUAUGGAAGUCACAGUGCUGACUUUCUUACUUCUGUUGUUUCUUAGGUCUGGAUGCACAGCCAGGGUCUCUGAUGGAAACCAGUAUGCAUUUUCUCCUCCCAUUGUCCCACACUACAUCAUAGGCACUUGCUUCCAUUGGGGAGGCUUCACCUAUUUAAUUAGGAUAGAUAAUACCCACUUAAAGUAACUUUUCUCCUGUAAGCAGUUCCUGAAGUGUUGACUUACUCCACUUAAAGAUUCCCUUCUAGACUUUCCCACAUUUCUGAAAUGAGGGGAUAGUUUACAGUGAACUUGUCCAUUUAAUAUAAUGUGGCUCUUAAAUUCAUGGUAAAAUUGACAGCAAAACAAACAAAACCACACACACACACACACACACACACACACAAAAGGAAAAACACAACUCUAGUAAACUUUAAGUACUUUGAGUCAUUCUCAACUUUCUUCUUGACUUCAGCUCAUGUCUAUACCAUACACACAGUUCUAGGACUUCAAUAGAUGAAUGAAACUUUGGGUAUCAUUGAGUAGUAGACACAGUGUGCAGACUACUGCAGAGCCUUGACCAAACCCAUCCCUUGUGAAAGGACAUGGGGUAGCAAGUGACAGAGCUGGGCAUUAAAGUCUGCAGGCUACAUAGCCAGUCUAGGUUCCUUGAACUGAGAACACUCAAAAGUCUGUCAACCUAACCCCCAAAUAGCUCACCCAGAUCAAGUACUACAUACCUGAUCCAGUCUGGCCAUUGAUAAUGCCAGGUAUCAAUAUAUAAUCAGAUAUCCUCUCAUUUUCUCCCUGUGACUCUCAAUGACUAAAGUGAUGCUACAGUUUGGGGUUUGAAAAUAACCUUAUUGGAACAGGAGGGGGGGUCUUUGCUGUGAGAAGCCCAGCUCAUAGAAGGUCCUGUCUUUUGUACUUAAACAAAAGUGACAACAUUUGGAGCGAUCACAUGGUGGCGCUGCCUUCCAGCCAACAGUUCUGGCUCAGCAGCAUAAUUUAUCCAGCUAUGUUUGUGUAAUUAUUUUAAGAUUCAAGUGCAUUUUGCUCUUCUGGUUUUAUAAAAAAUUUGGUUAGAUACUACCAAUAGAAGUUUAGCUCUCCUAUACCUAAUAAAAACGUGUGAAAGAUA
Molecule: messenger RNA, 4237 nt
Organism: Canis lupus familiaris (dog)
Lineage: Eukaryota; Metazoa; Chordata; Mammalia; Carnivora; Canidae
Gene: EIF4E3
Product: eukaryotic translation initiation factor 4E family member 3
Exons: 7
Coding region: 1-690 (229 amino acids)
Biological process (GO): translational initiation
Cellular component (GO): eukaryotic translation initiation factor 4F complex
Molecular function (GO): RNA 7-methylguanosine cap binding; translation initiation factor activity
Source: RefSeq, a predicted model, not a curated record